This is a messenger RNA of Pogona vitticeps (central bearded dragon), 3039 nucleotides long. Lineage: Eukaryota; Metazoa; Chordata; Lepidosauria; Squamata; Agamidae. The record is from RefSeq and is a predicted model, not a curated record.
AUCUCAGUUUGCUUUCAACAUGGGGAGGCAUGUGCUCUUUUAUAUUUUGUUGGCACUGAGUCCUGCUUUUGUAACUUCAGACUUUUUAAUAGAACAACUGAGGAACAUCAAGAAGAGAAAUGCUGCUGAUGUGCAUACCCAUGGCAUAGAAAUCUACUGGGUGAAAAUUGAUUCCCACAUUACUUCUCGGUUUUCCCGUAACAUCAUCACAAGCAGAGCUGUAAAUCGGGCUAACGUCUCAAAAGAAGCCUUCUUUGAUGUAGACCUUCCUAAAACUGGCUUCAUUACCAAUUUUACCAUGACAAUUGAUGGUGUUGUCUACCCUGGAAUUAUAAAGGAAAAAGAAGUUGCUCAAAAACAGUACCAACAAGCAGUUUCAAGUGGACGGACUGCAGGUCUUGUGAAAGCUUCUGGAAGAAAAACAGAAAAAUUCAGUGUUUCCGUGAACAUUGCAGCAGCCAGCAAAAUCAUUUUUGAACUGACAUAUGAGGAGCUGUUGAAACGGCGUUUUGGAAAAUAUGAGCAGUUCAUAAAAGUAAACCCAAAGCAACUUGUCAAUAAGUUUGAGAUAGAGGCCAAUAUCUUUGAGCCUCAAGGUAUCAGUGAACUUGAAGUAGAAGGAACAUUCCUCAACAAUGAACUGUUACCAGUUUUAAAAAAGUCUUAUUCAGGAAAAAAGGGCCACGUGUCUUUCAGUCCCACCAUUGAUCAACAAAAAACUUGUGACAAUUGUACAACCACUUUGCUGGAAGGAGAUUUUAUCAUAAAGUAUGAUGUGAACAGAGACUCUCCUAGUAAUUUACAGGUUGUCAAUGGAUAUUUUGUACAUUUUUUUGCACCCAAAAAUCUUCAACAUUUGCCAAAGAACAUUGUCUUUGUAAUAGAUAUCAGUGGCUCUAUGUAUGGACAGAAAAUUCGCCAGGCAAGGGAAGCAUUUGUCAAGAUAGUUGAAGAUCUAAAGGAAGAGGAUCACUUUAAUAUUGUAUUGUUUGAGAGUUCCGUUUCUAAAUGGAAAGAAAGCUUAAUUCAAGCCACACCUGAAAAUGUGGAAGAAGCAAAGACAUUUAUUGCGAAUAUUGUAGAUAGAGGAGGAACAGAUCUUAAUGAUGGUUUACUGACUGGAAUUAAUAUGCUGAAUAAAGCUCAUGAAUUGGGUACUGUUCCUAGUAAAAGUGCCUCUUUGAUUAUCAUGUUAACAGAUGGUGAUGCCAAUGAAGGUGUCUAUGACCCAAACAGGAUUCGGGAGAAUGUAAAAAAUGCAACUGAGGGAAAAUACCCUUUGUACAAUCUUGGGUUUGGUUAUAAUAUGAACUAUGGAUUUUUGGAAGAGUUAUCAAAAGAGAACAAUGGAGUGGCUCGUCGCAUCUAUGAAGACUCUGAUGCAGCCCUACAGUUACAGGGUUUCUAUGAUGAAGUAGCAAAUCCCUUGCUUACUGAAAUUGAAUUAGAAUACUCUGAAAAUGCCAUCUCUGACUUGACUCAAAAUAAUUUUAAACAUUACUAUGACGGUUCUGAAAUCGUUGUUGCUGGACGAAUUACAGACAACGACCUGAACAGCAUUGUUGCAGAAGUGAAAGCUCAAGGCGCAGUUCAGGAUCUGACUUUCACUGAACAAGCAGAUGUAGAGGAAACAGCCAAAGCUUUUGAAGAGCAGCAAUAUAUAUUUGGAGACUAUAUUGAGAGACUUUGGGCUUAUCUCACCGUUCAGCAGCUUCUAGACAAACGUAUGAUAGCAAAGGGAGAUGAAAAAGACAAUCUUACAGCUGAAGCCCUGGAAAUGUCUCUGAAAUAUAAGUUUGUGACACCUUUGACAUCAAUGGUGGUCACAAAACCAGAAGACAAUGAGGAGAAGGAAGCAGUUGCUGACAAGCCACUGGAAGCUGAAGCAAGACGGCAAUCAUUCCCUACUACUUAUGCUGCUCCGUCAACUCCUUAUUAUUAUUCUAGUGUUGAUGGGGAUCCACACUUCAUUAUAGCAGUGCCUAAUAAAGAAGAUGCCCUUUGUUUCAAUAUUAAUGAAGCCCCAGGAACUGUGCUAAAUUUAAUAAGAGACCCAAUUGCAGGCAUUGUAAUCAAUGGGCAGCUUAUUGGUGAUAAGAAAAGCGACAAUGAUGCAAUACAACACAAUACAUACUUUGGAAAACUUGCGAUUAUAAAUAUACACCGGGAUUUAAGAAUUAAAAUAACCACUCAAGAAAUCAUCCUUCAGCAGGGUGUAAAACAGAUUGUAUUCAACUGGAUGGAUAAAAUUACCUUACGGCAACCAAGUCUGACUCUGAUAAUCAAACCAAAAAAGAGCCUGGAGAUUUCAAUGGAUGACGGUGCAAGAUUUGUUGUUGUUUUGCAUGCGUGGAAGAAACAUCCCGUACACCAAGAUUUCCUAGGAUUUUACACAUUGGAUAGUCACAGACUGUCUAACCAAACCCACGGCUUGUUGGGACAAUUUUUCAACCCAAUUGACUUCGACAUACUUGAAGUUCACAACGGUUCAGAUCCACAGAAACCAGAUGCCACCAUGGUUGUAAAAAAUAAAUACCUGACAGUGACCAGGGGAUGGCAGAAAGAGUAUAUAGAAGACAUCCGGCAUGGUGUCAAUGUCCCUUGCUGGUUUAUUCACAACAACGGGGAAGGCCUCCUUGAUGGUGUGCAUACAGACUAUAUUGUUCCCAGUAUAUUUUGAUUUAAAGAAUAUAUCAUUUCUCAUCCUGAAAUUGAUUUUUCAUAAUGUGAUGCUGGAUAAUCUACAUUUUAUAUUCAUGGCAAUAACACACUACCUAUGAAAUUACUUCUGUGGCCUAUUGUGACCUAUUCUUCAGAGGAUGUCAGUUGUCAAACACCACAGGUUUCAGUUUUAAUCAGAGAACUGAAAUAUGGAAGGGAAUCAGACUGGAUCAGAGCAGAGGCUUGUCUUGUGCAGUAUUCAUCCUCUGGUGGCCAAGAGGAAACCCAUAAGAAUCUGCUUCAUGUAUUAAAAAUGAAUAUAUAUGUGCAUUGCUUAACUUGCAUUUCGGAAAUAAAUGUCAUAAUUCCAUAACUAUA